Paramacrobiotus metropolitanus is the source of this 1737-nucleotide messenger RNA. RefSeq names its product DDB1- and CUL4-associated factor 8-like. The record is from RefSeq and is a predicted model, not a curated record. Bases 238 to 1356 code for a protein of 372 amino acids. Gene Ontology annotation, molecular function: protein binding. The transcript is spliced from 8 exons. Gene Ontology annotation, cellular component: Cul4-RING E3 ubiquitin ligase complex; cytoplasm. NCBI's taxonomy places the organism in Eukaryota, Metazoa, Tardigrada, Eutardigrada, Parachela, Macrobiotidae.
CAAGAACCCACUUAGCAUCCACUUGCUAUUUAGCCAUCAGUGCUUUUGUUCUUGCUUUCCUGCUAUUACGCAGCAUUGUUCCCCCUUUAUCUGUACAAUAAAGCUCACUCGUGAUCUCCUCGUGCUUGUUUGUUACAUGGUCGAAAAUCGGAGAUCGGCUUCGGUUGUCCGACUUCGGACAUUGAGGAAGUCGGACACCAUUAGCCGACCCCCGAAGCCGCUCAACAACAGCUGACCAUGGAGGUCGACCAACGGAAGGUCGACCUACCACCAACAAAAGAGGUCGAACAACCGACCCCGACCGGAACAGAAAAGCCGACAACAGAAAUCGGCCACGUCCAACCGACCACACAGGCCGGAAGGACUUCGCCGACCUCGAAGGUCGGUCAACAGAUGCCGACCACAGAGGUCGGAGAAAAGGAAGUCGGCAACAAGCAACCGACCAGCCUGGAACGGCAACCAACCGACACAAAGUCGGAUGCGGCCGUCCAAUUGACGAAACUAUCGACUGGAACGGAAGAUUCCGAGACGAAAUUCUUACCAUUAAGCAACGAUUCACUGAUUGUGACGGCAUCGCGGGAUGGUGGAGUGUGCCUGGCGGAAUUGUCGAUGGCCGGCGGACGACCGAAAAUCCGGCAUUUAUGCCGACAUCACGGCGCCUGCCAUAAGAUUGAUGUGCGAGCCGAUGCGCAUUAUCAUAUUCUGGCCAGCGGCGAGGACGCCGUGGUCAACUACAUCGACGUGCGGGAAGCCAAGGCCCGUAAAUGCGUCGUGGUGCGCGAUUCCAAGAGCUCCAAAGUGCCGCUGUACUCCAUCAUGUCCAACCCGCUCAACGCCCACGAAUUCGUCGUGUCCGGCUACGGGAAAUACGUUCGCGCGUAUGAUAUGCGGAAACUGGACACGGAUCCGUCCAAAUGCCAGCCGCUACUCAGCCUGUGCCCGCCGCUGCUGCAGCCCAAAAGCAACGCAGUCAGCGUCUCUUCGGCGGUCUACAACUACAACGGAUCCGAAAUCCUGGCCACCUACAACGACUUCCACAUUUUCCUGUUUAAGAACUGCGCGGACGAAACGGUAGCCGCGGUGGACCUGCAGCACUACGAGGGCCACCGCAACAACCAGACCGUCAAGGGCGUCAACUUCUACGGCGCCAAGAGCGAGUACGUCGUCAGCGGCAGCGACUGCGGCCGCGUCUUCUUCUGGGACAAGGUGACGGCGCGGAUCAUCCACUGUUUGAUGGCCGAUGAGAUCGGCGCGGUGAACGUUCUGGAGCCGCAUCCCCGGGAUCCGAGCAUACGGCCAAGAUUUGGGCGCCCCUCAACGAUGGGCCGGCGAAUUUGGAGGAGCUCAUUCCGAUAAUUGAUAAGAACAGCAACGAGCGGAAACGCGAUGCCCGUGAAAUGGGCAAUCAUUCGGCCCGCGAAGAGCGCUUCUUCAUGAUGCUGAUGAACCAUAUUGCCCGCCGCGCCAACCGGGCCAACCGUUUGUGAAAAAUGUGAAAAUGAUCGCUGAUGUGAAAAUCGAUCGCUGAUGAUCGCUGUUUGUGAAAAAUCAUAGAAAAUUGUAAAUCCUUAUUUUGUUGUCGGGAAGGGGAUCUGCUGUACUGUACAGAUGCGGAGGCGGGAAUUUAUUUACUGACUAUAAUUGCGUUGAGGGCCGGAUUGUGAAGGCGUUGUAGAAUUUACUGAUGUACGAAUUCCCCGAAAUGUGUAUAAUAAUUUUCAGAGAGAAAAUAAAUGG